Tupaia belangeri chinensis (Chinese tree shrew) is the source of this 2124-nucleotide messenger RNA. RefSeq names its product 2'-5'-oligoadenylate synthase-like protein 2. Bases 235 to 1755 code for a protein of 506 amino acids. Gene Ontology annotation, molecular function: protein binding; double-stranded RNA binding; 2'-5'-oligoadenylate synthetase activity. NCBI's taxonomy places the organism in Eukaryota, Metazoa, Chordata, Mammalia, Scandentia, Tupaiidae. Gene Ontology annotation, cellular component: nucleoplasm; cytosol; membrane. Gene Ontology annotation, biological process: defense response to virus; negative regulation of viral genome replication; regulation of ribonuclease activity. The record is from RefSeq and is a predicted model, not a curated record. The transcript has 6 exons.
GCUUCCAGCAGUCUGGGGAACAGGCUGUUUAGCUCAGGCAGCGGAGGGAGGAGCAAGCGCUGCUCGGAGAGGUUUCCCAGCCCUUUCGGGGAGGAGAGAAGAAAUCCUUUCCAUCCCAAACUGCGUCCUUCGCGCUCAGUCCUUUAGCCCUCCGGAGAAAGGCUGAAGGUCCCCGUUACAGCGCUGGGCAGAGCAGAGACGAUUUAUUCCAAGGGGCAGCCUGAUCCUGCAAAGAUGGAGCCCUCCCAGGAUCUGUACGAGACCUCUGGGGACAGGCUGGACGCCUUUGUGAAACACAGCCUUCAGCCUCAAGCGGACUGGAAGGAAGAACUCCAGGACGCCUGGCAGCGAGUGGAGCGGUUCUUGCGGGACGGGUGCUUCUGUGGUGAGCUAGUUCUGGGCCAAGAAGUCAGGGUGCUGAAGGUGGUGAAGGGCGGCUCUUCAGGAAAAGGGACGACGUUGAACAACAGCUCUGACCUGGACCUGGUGCUGUUCCUGAGCUGCUUUUCCAGCUUCCGAGACCAGGCGUGGCACCGAGGAUCCAUCAUCGACUUCAUCAAGGAGAAAUUGGUGCACUGUAGCAGAAGCUUGGCCUACAACAUCACUAUGCUCGAACACAAAGGGAAGGCCAGGACUCCUCGCUCCCUGUCCUUCCAGGUCCAGUCCAGGAAGAGCAGUGACGUCAUUUUGGUGGAUGUGCUCCCAGCAUUCAACGCUCUGGGACACUUUUGCACAGAUUCUAAACCAGACCCGGAAAUCUAUGAAAAUUUAAUAAUCAGCCGCGGCGGCCCCGGAGAAUUCGCCCCCAGCUUCACAGAGCUGCAGAGGCACUUCGUGAAAAGCCGCCCUCCUAAACUGAAGAGCCUCCUGCAGCUAGUAAAGCACUGGUACCUGCAGCCCUUGAAACGUAAAUACCCACGAGCAUCUUUACCCUCAAAAUAUGCACUUGAGCUCCUGACCAUCUACGCCUGGGAAAUGGGCACAGAUGAAAGUGAGAACUUCAACAUGAACAAAGGCUUCGUGGCGGUGAUGGAGCUCCUCAGAGACUAUGAGGACAUCUGCAUUUACUGGACCAAGUACUACGAUUUCCAAAGUGAGAUCGUCCGAAACUUUAUCAAGCACCAGUUGAAGGGGUGCAGGCCCAUUAUCCUGGACCCAGCUGACCCCACCAAUAACCUGGGAAGCAAUAAAAGAUGGGACCUAGUGGCCAAAGAGGCUGCUCACUGCCUGCGGCAGGCCUGCUGCAAGACUGAAGAACCCGGCCAGGGCUGGCAUGUACAGCCAGCAAGGAAUGUCCAGGUGACAGUGAAACCAACAGGACAGGCUCCCCGGAUCCUCUCAGUGAACCCCUACAGCCCCAUCUGGAAGAUGAAGAUGGAGAUUAAGAGGUUGUACAGUCUCGAGAAGCAGCAGCGUCUCUCCUUCCAGGAACCAGGAGGAGAGCGGCAACUGCUCAGCAGCCAGCGGACCCUGGCGGAUUACGGGAUCUUCUCCAGGGUGAGUGUCCGGGUGCUGGAAACCUUGCCUCAUGAGAUCCAGGUCUUCAUAAAGGACUAUAGCGGCCAGAGUAAUCCGUACGCCAUCGACCCUGAUGACUCUAUCCGUGACUUGAAAGAGAAGAUUGAGGAAGCUGCAGGACCUUUCGUGGAAGAUCAACUACUAACAUUCCAGGGUCGGAUAUUGGGGAAUCGUCGCAGCCUGGCAGACCUACAGAUCAAAGACUGUGACACCAUCCUGCUCAUUAGGAAAACCUGAAGGCCUCCAGAGGGACCAAUACCUGUUCCCUAACACUUGGAAUUCCAGAAGGCUGAAACCCCGUGACUGUUCCAGUCCACUUUAUGCUGUUACAGCACAAUUUGUGAGACUAGGUAACUAAUAAAGAAUAAAGAUUCAGGGCCAGCAGGUGGCACAGAGAUUAAGAUAGCUGGAUACCACAUGGCCAGCUUCAUAGUUUGAGUCCUGGACCCAGUGGUUUGAAAAUCACACCAGGUCCAUGUGCAUGUGUGCCCAAAAUCCCAAGAGGAGGAUGGAAGAGAAGAGAACACAGCAUAGCCAUCCCGUCUAGGAAUUUUUCACUUUUUUUUCUCACUGGCAAGCACACAAGCCCUAUAGCAAAACUAAAAA